Cladophialophora carrionii CBS 160.54 is the source of this 912-nucleotide messenger RNA. RefSeq lists its product as uncharacterized. Gene Ontology annotation, cellular component: Golgi to plasma membrane transport vesicle; cell tip. Bases 1 to 912 code for a protein of 303 amino acids. Gene Ontology annotation, molecular function: guanyl-nucleotide exchange factor activity. The record is from RefSeq and is a predicted model, not a curated record. The transcript has a single exon. NCBI's taxonomy places the organism in Eukaryota, Fungi, Ascomycota, Eurotiomycetes, Chaetothyriales, Herpotrichiellaceae. Gene Ontology annotation, biological process: exocytosis.
AUGGCGACAUCGGUCCUCAGUAGCACAAGCAUGGCCGCUCCCUUUGCAAAACCUACGAACACAUACCAAUCUCCCGCGGAGGCCUUGUGUCCGCAGUGCGGCUACCACCUCGCCGCCGCGUCUGAUCAUUCUAGGGAAGCGGUCGAAGCAACACGUCGGAUUCGCGACCUCGAAGCCCAAGUGAGGCUCCUCAACUCCAAAGCCGCUGCGGCCGUGGACAAGCUUGCCGACUACGAGGAUGAGAUUAGGGUUCUAAGAGAUGCGUAUGGCCGGUCACAACAACAGCAAGGGCAAGCACAAGUACAAGCACAGGAGCAGGCUGCAGUGCUGAGCAGACCAUCCCUCGAAGGUCCUGGCCCGGCCAUAGCCCCCACAACGCCAGGGCCGAAUCCGCCACAAUCACAACAACAGCACCAGUCACGGCUCGCUAGCUUGAGCGCAUUUCUGCCCGGCCGCAAGAGGGAUGGCAGCAGUGCAGGCCAGCCGCCCUUGACGCCCGCAACAGACACAUUCCCUCAGAACACCGCCGCAUACAACUCCAGCACGCUCUCCCCUCCCAAGACGCCUUUCUUCAACAUUGGCGGUGGAUCGAACCACUCGGAGCCCACGCUGUCAGCUCCGGAAAGCACGGUAAAUCUGGUAUCUCUGCAGUCGUCCCUCGAACAAGAGCGCACCCUCCGGCUACGUGCUGAGUCGGACCUCUCACAGACGCAGACUGAACUGGAAGAACUUACAGCACAACUGUUCGGACAGGCGAAUGAGAUGGUCGCGAGCGAGAGGAAGGCGAGAGCCAAAUUGGAAGAGAGGGUCAAAGUGCUAGAGCAGCGGGACGUGGAGAAGCGAAAGAGGCUGGACAAGCUGGAGAAGCAAAUGCAGAGGAUCGAGAGGGCCAGAGGCAUGGUAGGGGAUUGA